This is a messenger RNA of Nilaparvata lugens (brown planthopper), 1430 nucleotides long. RefSeq names its product small nuclear ribonucleoprotein-associated protein B (gene SmB). NCBI's taxonomy places the organism in Eukaryota, Metazoa, Arthropoda, Insecta, Hemiptera, Delphacidae. Gene Ontology annotation, cellular component: cytoplasm; U5 snRNP; U2 snRNP. The transcript is spliced from 6 exons. Gene Ontology annotation, biological process: mRNA splicing, via spliceosome. Bases 336 to 983 code for a protein of 215 amino acids. Gene Ontology annotation, molecular function: RNA binding. The record is from RefSeq and is a predicted model, not a curated record.
AUUAGUUUUUAUCCAUAUUUAAAGUGCAGAAAAUAUUUUUUCAUGAUAUUAGUUAUCAAAUUUUCUUUUUUUUGGUUUGUAAAGGUUUCAUUUGAAAUUUUUAAUUUAAACGUUUUAUUUCGUCUGGUUUCCGGGAACGCUGACAAAGCUUGUGGCUUGGGCGCUUGGGAUUCUUGGGAAGUGGGAACUGGAUUGAAUAAAAAUGGAUUAGUGAUUGUGUUGAAAAUAGUUAAAUAUUGUAAUUUUUAGUCUCAUACAAAUAUUUUUCAAUUAUUUCAAGGGGUUCUUAGCAAUAAUAUAUAUUUAAUUGUAUUUUGUGAACUGAUUCUACAAAGAUGACGAUCGGCAAGAAUAAUAAGAUGCAACAGCAUCUUAACUACAGAGUUCGAAUAAUCUUGCAGGACUCGAGAACGUUUGUAGGAACGUUCAAAGCAUUCGACAAACACAUGAACCUGAUACUUGGUGACUGUGAUGAAUUCCGCAAGAUUAAGCCCAAGACCACGAAGCAGCCGGAAAGAGAAGAGAAAAGAACGCUGGGAUUUGUAUUGCUGCGCGGAGAGAACAUUGUCUCGCUGACAGUGGAAGGACUGCCCCCACCCGAGGAAGGUCUGCCCCGGGUCCCCAUUCCAGGCUCCAUGCCCGGUCCGGGCAUUGCUCGGGCUGCCGGCCGAGGUAUGCCCACCGGCGGAUCCAGUGUGCCUGCAGGCUUACAAGGGCCAGUGAAAGGUGUGGGAGGUCCGUCUCAGCAGGUGAUGACCCCAGGUGGCAGAGGCCAGUUGUCGGCCCCUCCGCAGAUGAGGCCCGGCGGUCCCCCCAGAAUGCCACCGCAACCUAUGAUGCCUCCUCCAGGAGCAAUGAUGGGAAUGCCGCCUGGCAUGCCACCGAACAUGGGCAGAGGCGGGCCACCACCCGGCAUGGGAGGUCCUCCGAUGCGUGGCCCCCCGCCUGGCAUGAUGAGAGGACAUCCACGUCCACCUUACUAAGAAGGUUGUGUGUUCUUCCGUACCAGGCUAAUAUUAAAUGUGAUUCGUACAUUUUUUGUACGCAGUGACUAUUCUUCAACUCUCAAUAGAUGUAACUUGAUUCAAUGUACUGUCAUCCUGGGCUUUAUUAUUUCUAGUUCCAGUUGUUCACUGUAUAAUCAUCCUUCAAUUUUGUUGUAAAUUGUGACUAUUAUUAAUGAAGAAUUCAUUUUGCAAGUUCGAGAUUUAGAUGGAAUUGUGUGUGUAAUGAGUCAUAAUUAUUGAUAUUGUGAAACAAAGUUUGAAGUUGAAUUGAUUAAUAAUAUUCUCUUUUUGGCCCUGAAGUGUUUUUUUAUUCAACUUUAUUGAGUCUAUUAUUAUAAUUAUCUAUAUCGUUACGUCUGAUUAUUCACAGCCUUAAUUUGUAAACCUAUUCAUUUCAUAUUAAAUAUAAAGCAUCAUUGUACA